Molecule: messenger RNA, 2336 nt
Organism: Osmerus eperlanus (European smelt)
Lineage: Eukaryota; Metazoa; Chordata; Actinopteri; Osmeriformes; Osmeridae
Exons: 5
Coding region: 220-1083 (287 amino acids)
Molecular function (GO): sequence-specific DNA binding
Source: RefSeq, a predicted model, not a curated record
ACUUGUUUGAAAAUACACCAUAUUUUGUAUUUUGCUCACCAACAUAUUUAAAAUACUGUGAGUGAGGAACUACUUAUUGAAUACAGACCGAUACAUAAUACCAGUUUUAUUUAUUAGUCAUUGUAUAUUUCCUAUUAUUCUCUAGAAAAUCGAAUUCUACAAAGGCAGUAUUUGGACAUACUGUGCUUAUUGCGUCGGCUAGCUAGCUCGCUGCUAGUUAUGGGUGGAUGUUCAGCUCCAAACUGCUCGAACUCAACAACCAUUGGGAAACAACUAUUUCGUUUUCCCAAAGAUCCUGUACGAAAGAAGAAAUGGCUGGUGAACUGUCGGCGUGAUUUUGUACCCACUCCACACUCCAGAUUGUGUCAGGACCAUUUUGAGCCCAGCCAGUUUGAAGAAAUAGCCAGGUCGCCAGCAGGGGGAAAGAAGCUGAAACCAAACGCUAUUCCCACUUUAUUUAGUGUUAGAGACCCACCUUAUCCCAUCGCCACUCCUCAGAUUCUGUUGCCAUUGAAACCAGAGCCAGUGGAAAGAGAUCUGAAUGUGGGAGACCAUGGCUAUGCCAGGCGUCAGCCUCUGCCAGGGAUGGAAGAUGAGGAUGCAGACAUGGAGGAGUUGGAGCACCCCUGUACCAAGUGUCAAAUGUACAAGAAACAGCUGGAGCAGGAGAUGCAGCAUACAGCCAGACUGCAGAGAGAGGCAGAGGACAUGAAGAAGCGCCUGUACAGACUAGACAAGAUUGAGAAGGGCCUCCAGAACUUUCUGUACGAGGACCAGAUCCGGGCCCUGUCGUUGACCAAGCGCUCGCGACGGGCCGUCUGGUCUCCAGAGACGGUGCUGAAGGCCCGGAAGAUCCGCUGUGCCGUGGGCACCAAGGGCUAUGAGUUCCUGCGAGAGAUGGGCUACCCACUCCCCUCCUACAGGACACUGUGUAACCGCCUGGAGACCAAGAUCAUGGUCACCACGGCGAUGAGCUGCGAGGAGCUGGCGGAGCUGGGACUGGGCCUCAUGACGUCCUGCGACAGCCCUGAGGGGGAGGAGGAUGGGGACAAUGACGAGGAGCUACUGGGAGUCAUGUCCUGAUCCACACACUUGACUUUGACUUCUCCUCCUCGUUCCUGCUGCCACAGAAGGCAGAAGGCACAGGCAUUCCCCUUCCUCACCAGGCAGUCUGUGACCUGUGGCUUCCACAGCCUGGUCACCAUCCUGAGAGACUUGAGCUUUGCCGUGAUGUGUAUUUUCAUUUGAUGCAAAUGCACAGGAUGCCAUGACGACGUAGCCAGCCUAAGUUGGACUGCUGGGUGAUGACCAGAUGUGGUGGCUGGCUGCGUGGUGUGCAGGUGCCCUCUGUUCUAGGAGCGAUUUGCUUCAGGUCUUGUUUCACGCUAAUAAGUAUGUAAAUGAAACAAAAAACCUUCCUCGUUUUGCUUCAAAGUGCUUAAAGUGAAGUAUUUAAAGGUUCGACCCGUACACCCUGUACCCUUCCACACCUGUGCUUUAUCAAACGCAAGGUUAUCAGAUCAGCACAUUGUUCAUAGGGUGAUCUGAAGGGGCCCCCAUUCACAAGGAUGGGAGAGUUCGAUGGCAUUCAUGUCGAAGUUCAGAUUCUUUUAGAACAGGUUUGGCUGGUUUCUAUAGUAACCAUGUGCAAGCACUCCUCUCCUCAGAUGGGAUGAAGCGGGUUGCAAAAACAACCGUCGCACUAGUCGGAUCAAUUGUAUCUACUUCUUCAUCUUGUUCACACACUAAAGGGACUUUAGAACACAUGUAGUAUACCUUGAUGAACACAGUCACUGUGUAAAAUAAUAAAGGCAAAUGUGUUGUAUUGUGUUUAAAAUACCCGUAGAUGAAGUGAGUGGGAUCAGUGUUCAUGGAAUGCGCAGCACAGACAUCCUUGUUUUGUACUUUGACCGGAUCAAAGUACCACCCACUCAUUAGAAUUGAUUGCCUUUUGUUUUUAUAACGCAAAUCAACAUCCAGUGAACUCAUCAUUGGUCUGGUUCCAUAAAGCCUAACUGGAAAGAGCAGCAUGGGCAGGAACUCUCUUCUCUUGAAUUUCCACAUAUUGAAUGAUCGAAAUCAGUCUGGCUAGCUGCCAACCAUGCAGGUUUUGUACCAUGUUUGUCCACCCCCUAAUGCAGCACCAACCUUGACCCUUUUGGACAUGGCCUAAACUUUGCUUAACGGUAGUCACUAUCACCCCAUCAGGUAGUGUAAACAUCGACUGAUUACCUUAUGAAAUGUUUUUAUUGAAGUGUAAAAAUGUAUAAAUGGGUCUUCUGCUGGGUUAAAUACGUGGAGUUGACAUGAUAUGCAUUUAUUAAAUACUAAUAAUG